CAUGGACAGCUAUGACCUGGUUGUUCUGAAAACUGUUGCAAUCUGCGAGUACGGGGCUUAUCAGUUGGCUGCCAAAUACGUUAUGAAGUGUGACGAUGACACAUUUGUCCGCAUAGAUGCGGUGCUUACUGAAGUGAAGAAAACACCCAUGGAUAGAAGCUUGUACAUUGGCAACAUCAAUUAUUAUCAUAAGCCUCUUCGCCAAGGGAAAUGGGCUGUUUCAUAUGAGGAAUGGCCUGAGGAAGAUUAUCCACCUUAUGCCAAUGGUCCUGGCUACAUACUGUCAAGAGAUAUCUCCCACUUCAUCGUAAAGGAGUUUGAGCAACACAAACUAAGGUUAUUCAAAAUGGAAGACGUGAGCAUGGGAAUGUGGGUGGAACAGUUCAACAACAGCGUGAAGUCUGUGGAUUAUGUGCACAGCUUUAAAUUCUGCCAGUUUGGUUGCAUAGAGAAUUAUUUAACGGCGCAUUACCAAUCGCCUAGACAGAUGAUCUGUUUGUGGGACAAAUUGGUCAUGACGGGCAAACCUCAUUGCUGCAACUUGAGAUGACACAACAGUGCGUUGUUUUGUUAUGUUUAUAUCGCUUGGUCGUGAGAAAAAGAAUUAUAUUUCCAAUGAGAACAGCUUUUGUUGCAUAAAAAAUAAGCGCCUUUGCUGUUUCUGUGUAGUCAAUGAAUCCUUGUAAAAAUCAUUCAUUUUUUCCCCU
This is a messenger RNA of Camelina sativa (false flax), 707 nucleotides long. Lineage: Eukaryota; Viridiplantae; Streptophyta; Magnoliopsida; Brassicales; Brassicaceae. The record is from RefSeq and is a predicted model, not a curated record.